This is a messenger RNA of Pygoscelis adeliae (Adelie penguin), 1629 nucleotides long. RefSeq names its product phosphatidylethanolamine N-methyltransferase (gene PEMT). NCBI's taxonomy places the organism in Eukaryota, Metazoa, Chordata, Aves, Sphenisciformes, Spheniscidae. The record is from RefSeq and is a predicted model, not a curated record. The transcript has 8 exons. Gene Ontology annotation, molecular function: phosphatidylethanolamine N-methyltransferase activity. Bases 91 to 687 code for a protein of 198 amino acids. Gene Ontology annotation, biological process: phosphatidylcholine biosynthetic process.
AGCACGUACUAGGCACAGGCCAAUCUGCCUCCCGCUGGCAGCGGCGAAUUUGGUUGUUGAGGAGGAGAAAAGAAGGUGGAUGUGACAGCCAUGGCGUGGCUCUUCGGCUACGUGGACGUGACUGAUUCUACCUUCAUUGCGGCUGUCCUCUCCAUCGCCUUCAACCCGCUCUUCUGGAACGUGGUAGCCAGAUGGGAGCACAAAACGCGAGCGCUCAGCCGAGUCUUCGGCUCUCCACGUGCUGCCUGCUACUGCCUGGGCGCUGUUAUCCUGAUGCUUAACUGUGUGAGGAGCCAUUGCUUCACAGAAGCCAUGAAGAGCCAGCCGAAGCUGGAGGGCUUGGACUGCCACUGGGCCUAUUACUCAGGCUUGGCCAUCUUGGCUGUAGGGACCUUGUUUGUCAUCUCCAGCUUCUUAGCACUGGGAUUCACCGGGACGUUCCUAGGUGACUACUUCGGCAUCCUGAUGGAGGCAAAAGUGACCAGCUUCCCCUUCAGCGUCCUGGAUAAUCCCAUGUACUGGGGCAGCACAGCCGUCUACCUGGGCUGGUCCCUCAUGCAUGCAAGCCCAGCUGGCCUUUUGCUGACAGCUGUAGUGGCAAUUUCCUACACAAUCGCAGUGCUGUAUGAGGGGCCUUUCACAGAGGAAAUAUAUCGGCAGAAACAGAAGGGAGCGAAGAACAAGUAGCAACAGCAGUGUCUUGGAUACCUCGGCACAGCAUGCCUCUCUGGUCCCCACGCCGUCCGAUUUGCCCAUUUUCCUACUGAGAUGUAUCCUACUAAUUAGCCCAGCAACCCUUAAUGAGCCAACUGAGCACCCUGCAGUUUUGGAAGUGAUCGGAGGAACAGCCUGAGCACGGCGGCACCUCCUCGCUGCAGCCCGCGAGAGCUGGAGGUCCCUGUCCCCAGGUCCUUGUUGCCAUUGCCGGGUCACUGUGGCUCCUGCCACGAAGGUGAUGCUCUCCCGGGAGCCGCAUGGCGCGGGACCUCCCGACCUCUCCUCCCGCACCGAUUAUUGGAGCUCUGCAGGGCAAAAAGCAACCCAGCUCCAGCCCCGGACUGGAGGGCAAGCAGAGUAACGAUGGAGACACCGGGGGCCUUUCGGAAGUGAGCUCUGAGCACGGGGAAGCACCGGCUCCGGCUGAUGCUGAAGAUCAUCUGAAGAUGCUGCCGAAGAGCCACAGGAAGAAAACAAAAGCUUGGGUGAAGCAACGGGGAGGGCUCGGGAGCCCCUGGGGCAUUCAAACACGGCUGGGGAAGGAAGAGGGGAAACUGCUGCAAACUCAACAACAAAACUUGCUGCAAACCCAGCAACAAACCUUGUCUUUUCUGGGAGAGGGAAACCUCCCCGUCCAGAGCUGCCGUUUCCCACCUGGGCAGAGCCCUGCAGCAUCUCCGCACUAUUUGCAAAGGCUCCAAGAAAGGUGACUGAAAAGCACAUAGAUGUGAACGUACGACCUAAACCACCAGCCGAGGGGGAUGGAGGGAUGGCAGGCGUCCUGUGGGGAAGCCCCAGCGUGGAGAAGACCGAGGGGAAGAGUCAGUCCCCAUCCACACCCUGCAGAUAUCCCAUCCCUGGCCAUGUCAGCGCCCCGGCCCCCUCCACACCCACCCAGCCCCUCCCUUUCCC